GGGGGGUUGGUGGUCUGCCCGGUCUGGGCCGCCGCCGCCGCCGCCGCCGCCUGCCAGAGCCGCCCUUUGCUGCCUGUUUCCCACUCCCUCCCCUCCGAAGGCACGGAGCUGCUACCUCCGCAUCAUCCCCUCUUUAGGGGAUCUUGGGCUUCGCCCUGCAGCCCCGGCCUGUGUAGAGGGAAGGGAGGAGGGACCGGCGGGCGGGAGGAACUCCUACCCGAGAAGAGCAUUUGUCACUUGCCUGAAAGAAGGACCAGAUACUUGUCAGAAGGAAUGUAAAAUCAGAUCAUGGCUACAUCCCUGCAAUACCCCAAAGUAUCUAGGCAGAUAGGAGUUCUUGCCUAAAGGAAGCCUCUAAUGAAAAGGCAGUACCUGGUAAAUCCCAUCAAUAGGCCUGGAGUCAGAAUCCUUCAGCUAAUACAAAUCUCUCUUCUGCUCUUUGGCUCUCCAUGCGAGCCAGAGACAAAUGGAUGCCAUCACAAGUGCCGGCCUCAAGAGGAAGUUUGACGAUGUGGACGUGGGCUCGCCCAUUUCCAAUUCCGACGAUGAGAUCUCCAACAGCGACAGCGCAGACAGCUGCGACAGCAUCAAUCCUCCAAGCUCCUCAGGCUUCAUUCCAACCUCCAUCUUAAAAAGGCAGAAACAGCUGCGUAGAAAGAACGUGCGCUUCGACCAGGUGACUGUGUACUACUUUGCAAGGCGUCAGGGAUUUACCAGCGUUCCUAGCCAAGGGGGCAGUUCCCUGGGCAUGGCCCAGCGGCAUAACUCUGUCCGCAGGUAUACCCUUGGUGAAUUUGCCCAAGAGCAGGAAGUGAAUCACCGUGAGAUCCUUCGAGAACACCUGAAGGAGGAGAAACUUCAUGCCAAGAAAAUGAAGCUGACCAAGAAUGGAACUGUGGAGUCCGAAGAGGCUGAUGGCUUGACGCUUGAAGAUGUCUCUGACGAUGACCUCGAUGUAGAGAACGUGGAGGUGGAUGACUACUUCUUCUUACAGCCGCUGCCUACCAAGCGGCGGCGAGCUCUACUUCGAGCCUCUGGUGUUCAUCGCAUCGAUGCAGAGGAGAAACAAGAACUUCGGGCCAUCCGCCUCUCACGAGAAGAAUGUGGGUGUGACUGCCGGCUGUACUGUGACCCUGAGGCUUGUGCCUGUAGCCAGGCUGGAAUUAAAUGCCAGGUAGACCGAAUGUCCUUCCCAUGCGGCUGUUCCAGAGAUGGUUGUGGGAACAUGGCUGGGAGAAUUGAAUUCAAUCCCAUCCGGGUGAGGACUCACUACCUGCACACCAUUAUGAAACUAGAGCUAGAGAAUAAGCGGCAGGUGAGCCGGGCCCAGGUUCUGGAUGAAGAGACCCCUCAUAGCUCCGGCAGUGACUGGCUGGGAAGCCAGUCCCCAGAGACCCAGGAUUUCCAGGAGUUCAUGGCGGAGAAUGAAACGGCAGUCAUGCAUCUUCAGACAGCUGAGGAGCUGGAGCGGCUGAAGGCGGAGGAAGACUCUAGCAGCGGCUCCAGCAUGGAAAGCUUGGGGGUGUGCAUUUUGGAGGAGCCGCUUUCUGUCUCCGAAGGGAUGUGCCCAAGUCUCGCCACCCCAAUCCUCAUUCAAGCUCAGCUGCCACCAGGUUCCUCUGUUCUGUGUUUCACGGACAGUUCUGAGCAAGCCAGCUCAGCUGAGGGCAGCCAACCCUACUUGAACAAUGGGCCUGUUGUGUACUAUCAGGUUGACCAAAGGUCAGUGCUGGGGGUGAAGGGGGAAAAUAGAGCAGAGGAGCCUGAGGGGCCCCCUCGUUUCACAGAGGAGAAGGAGCUAAGCAUCUACUCUGUCCCUGUGACUUCGCUGGUGUCUUGUGGCAGAGCCACAGCCACCAGCAGUGUAGAAACAGAGAAGGCUGCUGUAUCUUUUGAGCCCCUGUCUUCUGAGAGCUGUCAGCCUGAAGUUCCUCUGCCAAGCCUACCACUCCACACAGACGUGCCACAAGACAGUUUGCGGCCCCAGAACGUGGUGCCUCGAUCGCCAGAGAGGGCCUGCGAGCUCCCUUCCUCUGAGGAAUGCUCCUUGGGCCCUUCUCUGACCGUGUGACAGUUCCCAGCCCAUCGUCUUGAUGUUUUAUUUAUUGACAAAAAGGUUUUUAUCAAAUGGCCGCAGCCAUUUGGAAUUAAUAUUGGGGUGGGGGAGGGGAAGGAGAAGGGGUUGCUUUAUGUGGGCUCCACCAUAUAAGGACCUAACAACAAGCACUUAUCAUAGCUGCCUCAGAGUAGGAGGACCUGUCUACUAGUUGGGCGGCCUCCUGUUCCUGAAGAGGUUGGACCCAUAGGCAAUGGAACUUUGUAGGGGAGGCCUUGACUUCAUCCUGCAAGGACCAAAUGUGAAUGUGUCUCUUGGAAGCAAUAGAGCUAAAGCUGCCUUUACUAAAGCGCUGGAUGGGUUGGAGGGCAAGCAGAACACUUGUUGCUACUUCAUGACGUCAGUCGGUCUCAAUGCGUGGUGGAAUCUCUCCCUCCAGUUGCUGAUCCCAAGCGAAGCUGCCGCCGCUGCCGCCAGCCAUCCCUUUCUGUCACUUUCAGUGCUGUGUCUUGGUAACGGUGACCUUACUUGCUUGAACUGCUCUAACCAGUUACACAGCUUAAGCUCUGCAACCUCUUAUUUAUGUGACAUUUACUGCCCUUCGUUCCCUGGAAGAAUCCCAUAUAUUUUUUAAAUUCACUAUGAAUUAACUUUGAUCAUGACUAGCUUACACCUACAGUUUGGCAUGCAACUGUCGUAAAAAAAUAAUUUUCAUCCUGGAGCCUCUGCCCUGCCCUGCCCCUGCCAAUAGCUUCACCCAAACAUGUUCACGGCCUGUUUUGCUGGCUGGCCUUUGCUGGACUGGGACUGAUUAAGUUUAAAUUAACUUAAAAAAAAAAAAGCUGAAUGUUUACGGACAUGACGUGACUCAAGACUUGUCACUGACUCUGAUCCUGAGCUGUCACCUCUGACUAGAUCCCCUUCAGGGAACUGAUUCUGUAAACGCUGAACACUAGGAUCCCACCCUAGGAUCGGGUGGGAUCCAGCUUUUCUGAAAAGAACUGCCAGUUUGGGUGGGCAGAGAAUUUGACACUUAAGCCUUUCGCCUCAUACUUUUAUGAAUCAAUUUUCCCCUUUUACUGUCUGUCUUUUCCAUUCUAGUUGCACAAGAAUUUGGAGGCGAUAUUGAAAGCUUUCUGACCCCUUGUUCCUUGCUUUUAGCAACCUAGCAUUCUGGAUGACUUGAAAGGGCACGGAGCCUGUGUGCAGUAAAACUGCAACCUGCUGGGUCCCAAGCAUUUAGGGGUCAGUAAAUGUGCAAUAAGGUGGCACCUGCAAUUCCCCUCCCAGUGAAGUGUGUACAUUGUUCCAAUUGGUCUUGGAAUAAAGGGAGAAAGGACGCCCUUAUAAACUGCCACUCACCCCUAUGACCACUCUAGGAUAACAAAAGCACUUUUCUCUUCCAGCUUAUUAGGCAUCCUUUCCUUCUUCAUCUACCUUGUAGUAAGCAGCAGAUAAUCAUUGCCUUUCUGUUGUCACCUGUUCUGACCCAGCUCAUGUUAUAGCCCUGUGGUGUAUGGCCUGGGGCUUAGCAAGAACUGGUUUCCCCUUUAUUUAGGAAUCUCUUCUUUUUUCAGACUGCUCAAGAUUUACAACGAAAGCUAGUCUGGGUAAUUUGGUUGCCCUUAACUCCUUAUGCAUAAGAGAGGAUGGGAUUUAAGUAGCCUUUGCAGGGAUAUAUAUCUUCAUCAAAACCUGCCUCCCAGCUGAAAAAAUAAUACACGCACCAUCAGAACCUAAGUACAGGCAUAUCACUAGAUCUGUGUAAAUGCUAGGCCAUGUAAGUUUCUAGAUCUGGAAAGUUUCUGAAUCUGGAAAGAUUGAACAGUCCUGUCCCUUAAUUGCAAAGCUGCUUGGGAGUAGGCAGAGCAAGAAAACUCUGGCGGUAGCCAAGUCUUAACUUAAUUCUUGGCUGUUAAUGAUCAGUGAUGAGCAAUCUGUGCUGCCAGUGCAUCCAGAAAAGCCUAUUCUCCUGAAAGUGACUCUGUAAGAUAAAACGCAAGCAAAUGCUGCGUAGGCGGCAUUGACACGUAACAUCGUUCCAGCCCAUUCCAGGCUUCAGUAUAGAUGCAAAGACUCUCGUACCAAAUCCCUGUCUUGAUUUUUCACCUUAUUUCGCCCAAGCUCUCCUUGUGCUGAUUGGCAUAUAGUAUAUACAGCCAGGGCUCCAAAACUUUGCCAGACUACUUAAUUGCUUUCACAUCACUACCUCUUUCGGUGGAUUGUUUAGAAGCAAUGCUAUGUUUGGUGGGCAAAUGUCUCCUUUGUGGAUUUUAAAAUGUAAGAGGAUGCAUGUGCAGCCUUAAAAAUGUCCGCUGUCCUCCUUUUGUCUUUAAAAAGCCACACAAGUCAUUGCAUGAGACACACACAAACAUAAACACGCCUUCCUAUACACUGGUCUCCUUCCUGAGGGGUGGUUGAGGCUUUUAUUCCGUGCAGUUUCACCCCAGACUACCUUUAGGAGGAGUCUUUCCUAUUUCUCACAUUUGUAGUUUACAAAACAAGUGGUGCUAUAACAAGCUAAAUUUAUUUUCAAGGCAGCUGAUCUCUCACUUGUAGCAAAUGUAUUUAGUGCUCUUCACAUCUGAAUCAAACAGAAGAGAAAGAAUUUCCUCCUACAUAGAAUACUCAGCUUUGUAGGUAUCUGGGUCAAAGAGGAGACAUCUCAUAUAAAAUUCUCAACGUUUGAAAGCACCUUGGCUAUUUAUAAUAAUUGCUUUUUUUUACACAACUACAGUAGCAUUAUCAUGGGCAGCUGUAGGUUUGUUUCAGGACAAGGUGCACUUGUCUUUUUCCCAUAUUAUUCCUCCAUUGUUCCAGCUAUACUCUUUGUAGCCCUGAAUUAGGAAUCUUUGUACUGUAGAUCUGCUCUAAAGUAGUGGCUAAAACCAGAGGCUUUGCUCCUUUAACUGCAUGGUGUUUGUUCUGGGGAUUUGGCACAGUCGGGCCCUAGAAUCAAGUUUUUAAAUGGGGCUUACCUCAAUUCUUACAGAUCUGGCAGUAUAAUAAGAAUCUCCUCCUGUAGAGUGCUUAAGCUGUUGCACCCCUUGGCCACCUGCCAAUACUGACAGAUGGUUUGGUGGAAUACACUUUCUGAAAAUGGAAGCAGCUUCACACUUAAAAUACCAGGAUUCCAUUUUUAUAAUGCAGAAACAAUUCUCGUGACUGACAUUCCCGAAUGCAAUGAUUAAUGUAAUGGCUUGAUAGAAACCCAAGUACUAAAAUACAACAUUCUUACACAGAGGUGUAGAUAACAGGGAAGAAAACAGAAACUCAACAUAGCAUCUAUUACGCUGGCUUUUUCAUUUCCACCAGAUGCUUAGUUAUGACAGAAAAAGGCAUCCUUAAAUAGCUAUUUGUAGAAAAAUAGCCAGAAAAAUAAAACACUCCUUCCUGAGCAUUAUGAAAAAAGAAAGGGCGCUGAUCUCAAAUGACAGAAUUUUAUUUCUAAAUCCUGUAGUACAGGCUUCUUAGAAAGCUUUUGUUUUAAAGAAUGUUCUUUAAUGCAAAAAAAAAAAAAAAGGCCUACUAUCUUGCCUGUCUCCCUUUUGUUAUUAAUAACAAAACUAUCUUUCUUAUUCUGAUGUGGUGGUACAUUCACCUGUUCUCCCUUCCCCUUCCCUUCUUUUGGUGCUACUGAACUGUUUACAGGACAGUCCUUUUACUACUUGGAAGACACUUCUAUUGACAGAAGCCCUGGUCUGAUAUUGGUAUUAGCCCUGUCCUCUUGUCACUUGCAACCAAUAACUUCAUAACUCUGCUUUCCUGCAGGAAAUACACAGGUGGCAUUUUCAAUGUGAAUCCAAAGCUUGUCAGGUCCUUUACAUUUUUGUUUUGCCUUUUAUGUUCUUUUCAUUGUGAUAAUGCUGUAUUUAAAGAGGAUAUUUAAGUGUAAAAACAAAUAAAUGCGUAAACUUACACAAAGUGAAUUUUGUUCUCAAAAUGGAUGCUGCCUUCUAUUCAGAUCCAGUGUGCGUGCAUGUUUUUCUGUAUUUUUCACAGCUGCUUUUAACCAAAGUGCAACAUAUGAUUAAUACUUGCAGAGUCUGCAUUUGUGAAACAAUCCUUUCUGUCUAAAGGAACUAAACAGUAUCAAAGUAUAUACAAUGUUUCAUAACGGUGAGAUUCUGCAUUGGAUCAUGGGAACACCUUCCAAGUAGCAGCUUUUGCAGCUUGGCUUAAUUUUGAAUUGUGACAAGUCUAUAAAUUUAUCCCAUAGUGAAACCUAAUGGAAAAAUCUUUUCACGCUUCCAGGGUUUAUUCUCUUGCAUAGAUUUUAUUUCAAAAAGACUGAUCAUAUUACCUGGACUAAGGUGUACACAAGAAAGACUUGGGUCAUGAACUUAGUAGUCACUGGUUAUUUUACAGGGGGAAAACAACUAUUCAUAGCUUCAGUGUUUCCAGUAAUUUGUGAUUCAAGCUCAGACACUCGAGGGAAGUCACAAUAGUGAUAUGUUAACAGAAUGACUUCAACACUCCACAAUUAACAGGAUUGGUGCAUGUUUUUAAUGUUCGCCGUCUUGCCAUCUUUAAUGGUAAGCAUUUAUCUUUCAAGUAAAAUACAUGUAAUAUACACAUUUCUCACACAUUUUAUGAUUAGCUCAAAUACAGACUUCAUCUUACAAAUGCCACCCAGAAUUCCAGCUUCUGGUAUACUUCAUGCAGUCUAAUUUUUUUUUAACCCCCUUCCUCUUCCCCCCCCCCCCCAAAGGAUUUUUUCAAGUCUGCUAUACUUCAU
Molecule: messenger RNA, 6794 nt
Organism: Notechis scutatus (mainland tiger snake)
Lineage: Eukaryota; Metazoa; Chordata; Lepidosauria; Squamata; Elapidae
Source: RefSeq, a predicted model, not a curated record